UCAGAAAAAGAUAAAAAAGAAAGUUGGAUACACACAUCUUUCUCUAGCUUUUGUGUUUGUCUUUUGGUGGAGAUUAGGUUCGGAGAAGGUAUUUUACUUUCCCAAAAGAUUCUGGGAGAUAAAGAAAGAAAGAUAGGUGCUUGACAUCAAUUCUGAGGCGAAGGUCUUUGCUUUUUGUAUGCUUCUGUCUCUGUGAAGAAACAGUGGUAAGAGAUGGAGAUGAUGUAUUACCAGCUUGCCGGGUCGUCUUACCAGGACUCGCUCAAAGUCUUGGAGGCUGAUAUACAGCAUGCUAAUUCUUUGAUUCUGGGUGUUUAGGGCUGCUGCAAUACCAAGAGCCAAGGGUGGUGCGCAUCUUCAAAUGAAAUUGGUGUAUAAUCACUUCGCUCCCCUCUUUCUGUUUUUGCUACAGUGGAUGGAUUGUUCUUGCACAUGUCUACUACCCAGAUAUCUAAAUCUGUUCCACAUACUUGUAUACAAGGUUUAUGCAGAUGGUAGACCAAAUAUAUCAACGCACGGAAGGAAGGCGACAAUUAGAGACUUUUAUGCUGUUAUAUUGCCAUCCCUUCGAAGGCUCCAUGGUAGCUUGGAGGAGUUGAAAGUUACCAAAGAAGGGAAUCUUGGCAUUGAAACUUCUGGCAAAAAGAGGGUGGAAGGAGAUGGAAGACUUGCCAAUGUCGAUUUGGAGAGAGAAGACGAAUGUGGGAUUUGCUUGGAGCCUUGCACCAAAAUGGUCCUGCCUAAUUGCUGCCAUGCAAUGUGCAUCAAAUGUUAUCGCAAUUGGAACACAAAAUCAGAGUCCUGCCCUUUUUGUCGGGGUAACCUAAAGAGAGUCAAAUCAGAAGACUUAUGGGUGCUCACAUGUGGUGACGAUGUUGUUGAUGCCGAAAUGGUUUCCAGGGAGGACCUGUUGCGUUUCUACCUUUACAUUAACAGCCUGCCAAAAGAUUAUCCAGAUGCCCUUUUUGUAGUGUAUUAUGAAUAUCUGAUUUGAUUCAAAGUAAAUAAAAUGAGCAAUGUACAUGCUACAGACAGAAAAGGCCGACCUUCAAUUGUGGAAAGAGUCUGGUAAGGGAAUUCUCUGGGAUUCUUACACAGAAUAGCAAGUUCUGCAUUUUGCUUGUUUCACCAUUAUGAACAUCAGUGGAAAGCACUCCUCUGAUUAAUUGUAAAUUUAUUGUAUUUGGAAUUGCAGUUUAUUUUAGUAAUCUGAAAUAUUUGAGGAAAAAAAUGCACAUGAAAAGGUGCAUAUUAUCAGGAAAA
Molecule: messenger RNA, 1263 nt
Organism: Juglans microcarpa x Juglans regia
Lineage: Eukaryota; Viridiplantae; Streptophyta; Magnoliopsida; Fagales; Juglandaceae
Product: E3 ubiquitin-protein ligase AIRP2-like
Exons: 5
Coding region: 362-994 (210 amino acids)
Biological process (GO): protein ubiquitination
Molecular function (GO): ubiquitin protein ligase activity
Source: RefSeq, a predicted model, not a curated record